GCACGUGCGUUUGUUUUGAUUGCGCUGCCUGUGUGCUUGGCUCGGUUGUUAAUGUUGUUUUGUAUCGCAUCGUGAAAUUCGGAAUUUAGAUUUCGAGUUGUAUUGAAUCUAAUUUUUUAAAUUAGAAAAACACAUUUUUUCUGUGAGAUUCUGUAACACAAUACCGGUAAACAUGGAUAUAAUGUUAAGCAAUUUCGUUACCAGCGACGAGCCGAAAAGGGAGAAGAAAAAAAGUAAAUCUUUCGGUGGGUCGGAUGGCGGUGGAACGUUUUCAAUGGUGUUUAACAAAACCCAACCCGUUAAGGCUUUUGUUGCCAGAAAACGAGUUUUACCGGUACAAGUCGAUACCAAGAGAACCAUCAAGACAGUGGUACAAACAGUGAAUAAACAAGACAAAAUCGUUCUGGAGAAACCCGUUCAGACAUCGGAAGUGAUUAAAUCAAGCAAACCAAAUGAUAAUCUGGACUUGAAAGUAACCCGAAAGCCGGAUCGAAAAAAACUCGAACCAGAUGGAAAAUUUUCUCUCAGUGAUGAGUUUAAAAAAAUUAAAUCCAACCGUAAAACAAACAUGUUCGAUCGUAUGAAAACGCAAAUGCCCAAAGUGGACCUCCCGGAGGUGCAUCCGUUGACGGAGAAAGUUUUCAGCGAUGUUGCCAUUGAAUCACUGUCGAUUCACUCGCACCAAAAGAAGAAUAUUGCCGAUCUGCUUGGGUUUCAUAACUUGACGGUCGUGCAGAAUUUAUCCAUUCCAAAAAUCCUCGAUGGACGGGACGUUCUAAUCCGAGCGCAGACUGGCUCUGGCAAAACGUUGGCUUACGCAUUACCGCUCGUAGAGCAGCUGCACUCGCGGGAGGUACGAAUUUCGCGCACGGAUGGCAUCCUGGCCGUUGUGAUAGUUCCCACCAGGGAGCUCGCUCUCCAGACGUACGAAUUGUUUGUGAAGUUGCUUAAACCGUAUACUUGGAUCGUAUCCGGUUACCUGUGCGGAGGAGAAAAGCGAAAGGCAGAAAAGGCACGGCUGAGGGCCGGGUUAAAUAUUUUGAUUGGUACUCCGGGGCGUUUUUGUGAUCAUAUUAAAAAUACGGAGUCGAUGAAACUAAACUCGGUGAGGUAUUUAAUUUUGGACGAAGCUGAUCGAAUGUUGGAAUUGGGUUAUGAAAAGGAUAUAAAACAGAUCGUGGAAUCGAUUAAAAGUUCUAGUGAUGAGACGCAGGAGCAGGGAAAAGGCGUUCAAACGAUACUUCUAUCUGCCACGUUAACCCAUUCGGUGAAAGAACUGGCUGGUUUGACUUUAUCUGAUCCGGUUUAUGUGGAUACAAGUGAUAUUGCUGUGAAAAGACAGUUUGAUAGUAUACCAGUGGAUGAUAUGGAAGAACGAAUCACCAUUCCAGCCACGGUGAGGCAAAGCUAUUUAGUAGUACCUCCAAAGUUACGAUUGGUGAGCCUUAGCGGACUGUUAGCUUACGAACUGAACAGAAAAGUCUCUAAGGCUUUGGUUUUUCUGGCCACUCAGGACUUGGUGGAUUAUCACUAUGACGUUAUGGUGGAAGUGCUAACGCAAAAGAAACCCGAUUCGGACAACGAAAAAGACUCGGAAGAGGAUGAUAGUGAAUCCGAGUCAGAGCCGGACCAAAAUGAAAAUGAAGCGGUCCUUCUGCCAAACGUUAACUUUUUCAAACUGCACGGCAAAAUGACCCAAAUUGAAAGAAGCUCGGUAUUUCGAGAAUAUCGUAAUUCUAAAUCGGCUAUUUUGCUCUGUACCGACGUCGUUGCUCGGGGAAUCGAUGUACCGAGUGUUGAUUUGGUUAUCCAAUAUCACGCGCCACAAUUGCUAGCCGACUAUGUGCAUCGUGUGGGUCGAACGGCCCGUGCCGGUCAAAGUGGGAAGGCUGUACUGUUCCUGGAACCAUCCGAAGUGGACUUCGCUAAAUAUCUAGCUGGCAAACAGAUAAAGCUUUUGGAGGAAAAGAUGGACCCGAUAUUCAGCCGAAUCGGUGAACUGCUGAAUGCGCCGGCAGCCCGGAAACACAAAAACCGGGAACAGGCAUCCAUCGAGCUGCAGCACCGAUAUGAAAGGCUAGUUACGACGGAAAAGGAACUCUACGCUCGGGCUUGUAAAGCGUUCGUUUCCUGGGUGCGAUACUAUUCAAACUUUCCGAAAGAGUUGCGGCGAAUCUUUGCCAUCAAAGCAGUCAACAUGGGUCACUACGCUAAGUGCCUUGGGCUCCGGGAUCCACCGAAGCAGCUAGUGCGACAACAACAUUCGGGCCCUAAUGAUGAGAAAGGCUCAGAUAAAACCAGUCGGAAGUUUGCUAGUAAAGGACCUCGUAAAGGAACCACCAUCCAAAAACGUUCAAAGAUAACCGCAGCAAAGCGCCCUUUUGCUGCCAUGACUUAUUCCACUGCCGCAUCAAACGGAUUCGGUAAACGUCGUGCAUUGGACAACGAUCAGCGUCAGCGCCACAAGGAUCUCGCCGGCUUCGCUCAAUCCUCGCGGAUGGUUAACAUGUCCGAGUUUGACAGUGGCCUAACGCAGCCAGCCAGAAAGAAAGCAAGAAAAUAGGCUGGCUGCCGACACCCCCGCGGGACCGCAAGAUCGUUUCCGAUGGAUACGUGCACCGUUUUGUACAUAUAGAACAAAAAGCAGCACUCUUCGCGCAAAUAUUGGUUUUUCCUUUUUUUUUUUUCCUCCCAGCCCGUACGGCUGGGUAAUGAUUCGCAUUACAGAAAUAAAUUAAGACAAACAAC
Molecule: messenger RNA, 2748 nt
Organism: Wyeomyia smithii (pitcher-plant mosquito)
Lineage: Eukaryota; Metazoa; Arthropoda; Insecta; Diptera; Culicidae
Product: probable ATP-dependent RNA helicase CG8611
Exons: 4
Coding region: 173-2563 (796 amino acids)
Biological process (GO): ribosome biogenesis
Cellular component (GO): nucleus
Molecular function (GO): ATP binding; nucleic acid binding
Source: RefSeq, a predicted model, not a curated record